This is a messenger RNA of Enhydra lutris kenyoni (northern sea otter), 1506 nucleotides long. RefSeq names its product 5-beta-cholestane-3-alpha,7-alpha-diol 12-alpha-hydroxylase. Gene Ontology annotation, molecular function: heme binding; sterol 12-alpha-hydroxylase activity; iron ion binding. The transcript has a single exon. Lineage: Eukaryota; Metazoa; Chordata; Mammalia; Carnivora; Mustelidae. Bases 1 to 1506 code for a protein of 501 amino acids. The record is from RefSeq and is a predicted model, not a curated record.
AUGGUGCUCUGGGGUCUCAUGCUUGGAGCCCUGCUGGUGUUCACCGUGGGGUUCCUGUGUCUGCUGGGGCUGCCCCGGCAACGCAGGCCCCAGGAGCCCCCUCUGGAUAAAGGCCCUAUACCCUGGCUGGGCCAUGCCAUGGCUUUCCGGAAUAAUAUGUUUGAAUUCCUGAAGCACAUGUGGGCCAAGCAUGGAGAUGUGUUCACAGUGCAGCUAGGCGGCCAGUACUUUACCUUUGUCAUGGACCCCCUCUCCUUUGGCCCCAUCCUCAAAGACGCACAGAGAAAACUAGACUUUGUGGAGUAUGCGGAAAAACUGGUGCUAAAGGUAUUUGGGUACCAGUCAAUGCAAGGAGACUACCGGAUGAUACACUCAGCCAGUACCAAAUACCUCAUGGGGGACGGCUUGGCAGAGCUCAACAAAAGCAUGCUGCACGGGCUGUCCCUGGUCAUGCUGGGGCCCAUGAGCCAGAGUCCAGAUGCUAGUUGCUGGCGUGAAGACGGCCUCUUCCACUUCUGCUACAACAUCUUGUUCAGGGCUGGCUACCUGAGCUUAUUCGGCUAUACAAAGGACCAGGAGCAGGACCUGCGACAGUCCGAGGAGUUGUUUGUCCAGUUCCGCAAGUUUGACCGCUUGUUCCCCAGGUUUGUUUAUUCCUUACUGGGGCCCCGGGAGUGGCUAGAAGUGGGCCGGCUCCAGCGUCUCUUCUACAAGGCGCUGUCCGUGCAGCAAAACUUGGAAAAGAAUGGCAUCAGCAGCUGGAUAUCCUACAUGCUUCAGUAUCUGAGGGAGCAGGGAAUAGCCCCAGCCAUGCAGGACAAGUUCAACUUCAUGAUGCUCUGGGCCUCCCAGGGGAACACGGGCCCGAUCUCUUUCUGGGCACUCUUGUUCCUGCUAAAGCACCCAGAAGCCAUGCAGGCUGUGAAGGAGGAGGCCACCCAAGUCCUGGGGGAGGCCAAGCUGAAGGCCAGGCAGUCCUUCGACUUUGACGUCAGCAUCCUGCACCGCACUCCAGUGCUGGACAGCGUGAUGGAGGAGACGCUGCGGCUGGGGGCUGCGCCCACCCUCCUGAGGGUGGUACAAGGUGACCACGUCCUGAAGAUGGCCAACGGACAAGAGUACCAGCUCCGAAGUGGAGACACCGUGGCCCUUUUCCCCUAUCUUUCAGUGCACAUGGAUCCUGACAUCCACCCAGAGCCCACUGCCUUCAAGUAUGAUCGCUUCCUCGACUCCAAUGGUAGCCGCAAAGUGGACUUCUACAAGGCCGGCAAGAAGAUCCACCACUAUACCAUGCCUUGGGGCUCAGGUGUCUCCAUCUGCCCUGGAAGGUUCUUGGCCAUCAAUGAGAUGAAGCUCUUUGUCCUGCUCAUGGUCAUGUACUUUGACAUGGAGCUCGUGGACCCUGACACACCUGUGCCACCUGUGGAACCCCGCCGCUGGGGCUUUGGCACCAUGCAGCCCAGCCACGAGGUGCACUUCCGUUACCGCCUGCGACCUAUCGACUGA